AUGGAUGCCGUGGGAGAUGUUGAUAGACCACCCUACCUCCACAGUCCUACCACCCUACCUCUACCACCACCCUACCUCCACCCUACCAGCACCCUACCCCUAAACUCAAACCUCGACCUCUACCGUUCUACCUAUACCUCCACCCUACCCCUAAACUCAAACCUCGACCUCUACCGUUCUACCUCUACCACCACCCUACCUCCACCCUACCAGCACCCUACCCCUAAACUCAAACCUCGACCUCUACAUUCUACCUCUACCACCACCCUACCUCCACCCUACCUCCACCCUACCCCUAAACUCAAACCUCGACCUCUACAUUCUACCUCUACCACCACCCUACCUCCACCCUACCAGCACCCUACCCCUAAACUCAAACCUCGACCUCUACCCACCCUACCCCUAAACUCAAACCUCGACCUCUACCGUUCUACCUCUACCAACACCCUACCUCUACCAGCACCCUACCUCCACAGUCCUACCACCCUACCUCUACCACCACCCUACCUCCACCCUACCAGCACCCUACCCCUAAACUCAAACCUCGACCUCUACCGUUCUACCUAUACCUCCACCCUACCCCUAAACUCAAACCUCGACCUCUACCGUUCUACCUCUACCACCACCCUACCUCCACCCUACCAGCACCCUACCCCUAAACUCAAACCUCGACCUCUACAUUCUACCUCUACCACCACCCUACCUCCACCCUACCUCCACCCUACCCCUAAACUCAAACCUCGACCUCUACAUUCUACCUCUACCUCUACCACCACCCUACCUCCACCCUACCAGCACCCUACCCCUAAACUCAAACCUCGACCUCUACCGUUCUACACCUCUACCAACACCCUACCUCUACCACCACCCUACCUCCACAGUCCUACCACCCUACCUCUACCACCACCCUACCUCCACCCUACCUCCCACCCUAUCCCUAAACUCAAACCUCGACCUCUACAUUCUACCUCUACCACCACCCUACCUCAACCCUACCAGCACCCUACCCCUAAACUCAAACCUCGACCUCUACCGUUCUACCUCUACCAACACCCUACCUCUACCAGCACCCUACCUCCACAGUCCUACCACCCUACCUCUACCACCACCCUACCUCCACCCUACCAGCACCCUACCCCUAAACUCAAACCUCGACCUCUACCGACGAAAUGUGGAGCCUGA
Messenger RNA from Strongylocentrotus purpuratus (purple sea urchin), 1182 nucleotides. Its product is annotated as mucin-2-like. NCBI's taxonomy places the organism in Eukaryota, Metazoa, Echinodermata, Echinoidea, Camarodonta, Strongylocentrotidae. The record is from RefSeq and is a predicted model, not a curated record. The coding region runs from base 1 to 1182 and encodes 393 amino acids. The transcript is spliced from 4 exons.